This is a messenger RNA of Xenopus tropicalis (tropical clawed frog), 1069 nucleotides long. It is a transcript of the gene ralb, whose product is annotated as v-ral simian leukemia viral oncogene homolog B. Gene Ontology annotation, cellular component: midbody; plasma membrane; membrane. Gene Ontology annotation, molecular function: GTP binding; GTPase activity; G protein activity. The record is from RefSeq and is marked provisional. Gene Ontology annotation, biological process: signal transduction. Lineage: Eukaryota; Metazoa; Chordata; Amphibia; Anura; Pipidae.
GGAGGAGCCGCGCCCGGGGAGCUGGGAGCAAGAGAGGGACCGGGAGCGGCGAAGGGAGACCAGGAGCCGGACACUGACCAUCAGGGAGGAGACGGACCCUCGGAACCAUGGCUGCUAACAAGAAUAAGAACCAGAGCUCCCUGGUGCUGCACAAAGUGAUAAUGGUGGGCAGCGGGGGGGUGGGCAAGUCGGCUCUCACCCUGCAGUUCAUGUACGACGAGUUUGUAGAGGACUAUGAACCCACCAAAGCCGACAGCUACCGGAAGAAGGUGGUUCUGGAUGGGGAAGAGGUUCAGAUCGACAUACUGGACACGGCGGGGCAGGAGGAUUACGCCGCCAUUCGGGAUAACUACUUCCGCAGCGGCGAGGGCUUCCUCCUCGUCUUCUCCAUCACCGAGCAUGAGUCCUUCACAGCCACCGCCGAGUUCAGGGAACAGAUCCUGCGAGUGAAGGCGGAGGAAGAUAAGAUCCCCCUGCUCUUGGUGGGCAACAAGUCGGAUCUGGAGGAGCGGAGACAGGUCCCUAUGGAUGAAGCCAGAGGCAAAGCGGAGGAGUGGGGGGUACAGUAUGUGGAGACGUCUGCCAAAACCAGGGCCAAUGUGGACAAAGUAUUUUUUGACCUAAUGAGAGAAGUCCGAUCAAAGAAGAUGUCUGAGAACAAGGAUAAGAACGGGAAGAAGAGCGGGAAGAGCAAGAAGGGCUUCAAGCAACGCUGUUGUUUACUGUGAUGUCAGCGGGGAGCGAAACGCGUGGAGGCAGCAGCCAAUCAGGUCCUUCAGUCCAUUCUUUGCCCCUCCCCCCGGCACCCCAUAUAGUCCUUCAUUUCCUGUGUGCCGGGGGGGGGGGAUAUGCACGCACCUCGCUGGCUGCCACAGCACUAAGGGGUUAACCCUCGGCUAACUUGACAUUUCUUUGAUUUUCAUUUCACCGUUUGUCUUUGAAGCCUCGAUUUAAACACUUCAGCGCCACCUUAUUCCCCGCAGCCGCCGCCCCGCCCCCCUGCAAGUGCCAAAGUCGCCUUUUUUACGCAUUUCACUAUUUGGUUCCAGCCAAUCAUUAAACUUCCCAA